UUUUCGUAUCCAUUUUACAUUUCCUUAUCGUUAGCAUGUCCUCUAUAAUAUAUAUUCCGCUAUGUUUUAUUCAAAUUUUUAUGUUAUGGAAACUGACAAACUAAAAGUAUAAAAACAUCUGUCAGUGUCAUCAGAUAAUCUGACUGUCCGGGCACAAGCAGUGACCAGGCUGGGAAAACUUCUGCAUGUCAGGGAUGUCCAAACCAAAAUAUAUGUGCGUCUGGUGCUGCCAAAGACCCUGACCCUGCUAUAGAAGAAAUCAGACAGAAGAUGACGUCUGUGAAACACAAGAUUCUAGUUUUGUCUGGGAAAGGUGGUGUUGGGAAGAGCACAUUCAGUGCACAUUUAUCUCAUGCCUUAGCUAGUGAUGACUCCACAGAGGUAGCGCUGCUAGAUGUGGACAUUUGCGGACCAUCUAUACCAAAGAUAAUGGGAUUGGAGGGUGAACAGGUUCAUCAAAGUGGCUCUGGCUGGUCUCCAGUGUAUGUGGAGGACAACCUGGCCAUCAUGUCCAUAGGUUUCCUGCUCAGUAGUCCAGAUGAUGCUGUUAUCUGGAGAGGGCCAAAAAAGAAUGGCAUGAUCAAACAGUUCCUGAGGGAUGUGGACUGGGGAGAAGUGGACUAUCUGAUUGUAGACACGCCCCCAGGAACCUCAGAUGAGCACCUGUCCAUUGUGCAGUACCUCAGCGGCGCUGGCAUUGACGGGGCUGUAAUCAUCACCACUCCUCAGGAAGUGUCUUUGCAGGACGUGAGAAAAGAGAUCCGAUUCUGUAAGAAGGUUAAAUUGCCGAUCAUAGGUGUGAUAGAAAACAUGAGUGGCUUUAUUUGCCCUAAAUGCAAGAAUACAUCGCAGAUCUUUCCUCCAACUACAGGAGGGGCAGAACGGAUGUGUGAAGAGCUAAAUCUCCCUCUUUUGGGCAAAGUACCUCUGGAUCCACGGAUAGGGAAAAGUUGUGAUGAAGGAAAGUCUUUCCUUACUGAAGUUCCUGACUCUCCUGCAGCAAUGGCUUAUCACAGUAUAGUGCAGAAAAUCAAAGAUUACUGCUCUCAUACUCUGUCAGAUGAUCCUUGACGGCAGUUCUUGGUGCUGGGGUAUUAAUUCGCAAAUCAGUGUCUAAUGAUUGGUUGAUCAUGAAAAGUCAUGAUAAGCAAUCAUCUGAGCAAUAUACAUGACCACUUGAAAACCAUACAAAGUGAUAACCUAAAAUAAUCGUGGCGUGAAACUGUUUGCACCCACUUUCUGGAAAAAGAAUUUGAAAACAUGACAUUUAAGUUAUUUAAGUUCUUUUCAAAAAUCUAAAUAUACUUAAAGGGACACUCCACUUUUAAAAAAAAUAUGCUAAUUUUCCAGCUCCGCUAGAGUUUAAACAUUUGAUUUUUAACGUUUUGGAAUCCAUUCAGCCGAUCUCCAGGUCUGGCGGUAUCACUUUUAGCAUAGCUUAGCAUAAUCCAUUGAAUCUGGUUAGACCAUUAGCAUCAUGGUAAAAAAUAACCAAAGAGCUUUGAUAUUUUUCCUAUUUAAAACCUAUUCACAUCGUGUACUAAGAUCGAUGGAAAAUUAAAAGUUGUGAUUUUCUAGGCAGAUAUGCUAGGAACUAUACUUUCAUUCUGGCGUAAUAAUCAAGGACUUUGCUGCCGUAACAUGGCUGCAGCAGGAGCAAUGAUAUUAUGUAGUGCCUGAAAAUAGUCCACUGCUAUUGAAAGAUACUAAGGGGACUAUAUUCGGCUGCUACGUAAUAUCAGUAACAUUUAUCUAUUUACCAUCAUCUUUAAAUAGGAAAAAUAUCGAAACACUUUGGUUAUUUUUAGCGCAACGCUAAUGAUCUAAUCAGAUUCAAUGGAUUAUGCUAAGCUAUGCUAAAAGUGAUACCGCCAGACCCGGAGAUUGGCUGAAUGGAUUCCAAAACGGUAAGAAUCAAAUGUUUAACUCUAGGGGAGCUGGAAAAGGAGCCCAUUUAAAAAAAAAUGGAGUGUCCCUUUAAAUCUUUAAAAUCGUUCUGAUUGAUGUUAAAGUUUAUAGUAAAUACCACAAAGAGUUUUACUCCAAUACAAGUCUACAAUCAAUAAAGAUAAAUAUGAUAGAAGUAUAAUUAUAAGCAUUAUAAAAUUGAUAUGUUUUUUUUUAUAAGAAAACAUUGAACUUGGGUUCUACAAUAGCAUUUCUUAUGCAUCAUACCAUAAAUAGCCCUUAUGUUUUAUUAUGUUGUAAAUGCUUUGUUCAGAUUUGCUAAUAAAUUUCUUACGAUUAAAA
This is a messenger RNA of Misgurnus anguillicaudatus (oriental weatherfish), 2250 nucleotides long. The record is from RefSeq and is a predicted model, not a curated record. Lineage: Eukaryota; Metazoa; Chordata; Actinopteri; Cypriniformes; Cobitidae.